Messenger RNA from Paramecium tetraurelia, 2796 nucleotides. RefSeq lists its product as uncharacterized. The record is from RefSeq and is a predicted model, not a curated record. The transcript has 7 exons. Lineage: Eukaryota; Ciliophora; Oligohymenophorea; Peniculida; Parameciidae.
AUGCAAGGAAAACAUAACUUUAUAUUUUCCUUGGACGGAGAGCAAAAAUCAUUCUUUGUUUCAAAUUUGGAUGUCGCCUCCUUUUGUCGUUUGAUUCGUUCUGCAUUUUAGGUUGAUAAGACAAUCACAGCAUUACAAGAUGCGUAAGGUAAAUGCAAUAAUAUAAUAGGAAACAUUUGCGAUUUGCAUUAUUUUUGCAAUAAUCUGCACGCUCACAAGGAUAAAUUCUACAUUAUAUUGACCGAACAAAGAAAAGCUGAAAGACAGAGUAGGAAGUCUCAUAAGAGUAAAAACUCGAGAGUGCUAACAACAAAUGAAGAACCUUCAUAUUAUGUUGAAUUUGGAGCCUUCUUAUAAGAAAUCCAGCAAAUCAGAUUUAGUCCCCAACAUCCAGUUUUAACUAUAGUGUUGGUAUUUGACAAUGAAUACUAGGCUGGCAUCUUCGGCCAACCCAUAGUAAUGAGAAUCUACAAAACAUUUGCAUUUCUCUAAGCCUAUUACACAAUAAUCUAGGAGGAGGAAUCUGAUUCAUUGUUAUUAACGGUUUUUGAAAAUUAAAUUCUUAAACAUGAAAUGGAGAUGAAAAUUAAUCACUCCGUAGCUGAAGAUGUGUGCUAUUAGAUUGAGCAAUUGCUUUGUGAGGAAGAAGAGCCAGAACCUAUCUUAUAAGGUAGUUUUGCAACUCCUAAUAGUAAUGCAAACAACAACAUCCCCUUGAUUGUAACCAGGGGGAACGAGAAAUAGAUUUUAUAGGUGGAGGCCAAUGAUAACUUUCAUUCAAGUUAAGGCAAAAGAACACAUGGUGUAAUGAGGGUAAAGAAGGCGGUUGACAAAUUUCGAAAUCGAUUCGAAUCCAGAGAAUAUGAAUACCUCUUAGGAUUAAUUAUAGGCUAAGAUUAAUCAGUCUUUGCUGCAUAUCAACUAUUUUAAAAAUAACAGGACGACGAGAAUUUCAUUAGAAAUCUGAAAUUGCUACUACCUCAGGAGGACAACAAUAACCUUUCGUUUUAAAACAAUCUCAAAUUCAUCACUAGUCCCAGUCGGAGUGAUCUCCAUUAAUCUGUUAAUUUCCCCUAUGAUUGUAAUCCAACUCCAGGUUUGAGAUCAACCGUAACAAUUAUGGAAUAAUUACUUAAUUCAGGAGAUUUAGAUUCAAUUGAGUCUGGAAUGUUGAGAGAAUUGAGAAUGGACAGCGAUUUGGACGAUUUGGUAAAAAGCCUAAUGGAAUACCCUCAAGAUGUUCUUCUCCAAAUAAUAAGACAAUAUCUCCAAAGUCUGUUUUAGUAAGAAAUAACUAAGACCUUCAAUUCUCAUUAAGUAGAGUACUUUCUAUAAGAAAAUGCAAAUAAAUAAAAUCCUAUUUAUGAGGGAUUUCAAAGAUUUGGAUAAAAUGGAUAAUUAUAGGAGCUAUUUUAGUUCCUGAAAGACAAUGUUGGACAAUUAGAAGAAUAAUUAAGAGAAGAAAAUAGCUAUUCCUAUUAUUUGAUGCAUAAACGACGUAAGGAUAGUCAAGAUGAACAUUUCCAUUUCCAUAUCAAUUUCCCUUAAAUUAACUAAUAGGAAGAACGAAAAUUAAGUGUCGAUUCAUUAGUAUUGGAGAGUAAGAAAGAAAUCAACUUCAUUGAUAAAUAUCAUGUCAAAGUGUUACAAAAAUACAGUAAUGAAGAUUAUGAAAAACUGUUUAUGACUGUUUAUGAUCAAUGUAGUAAAUUCUGUGAUGAACACGAAAAAGCCAAAUUACAUGGAUACUAUACUGCUUAAAAUUAAAGGUUACUAGAAAUCUUAGAUAAAUAUGGGUAAAGAUAUGAUAUCGAUUGCAUUAAAUCAGAUCUCAAUGAUUUAUUAACAUUACAAAAUAAAAAAAUAGAUGAAAUCCCUUCACCUACUCAUGGGGCUGUUAUUGAACCAAAAAUGCAUAAAUAUUAAAAUUUCAAAUUUAUUAUAAAUUUUCUAUAUGAAAUUGAUAAAGUCAUUACUUUAAGGUAAGCAAAGGCAUUUUAUUAUUUAUAUUCAAUUGAAGAUAUGUCUGUUAUGGCAGCUUAUGAAGUGUAUUGCGAAACGAAAGAAUAAGACGAGUUUUUAAAUACUCUAAACCUCAUAUUCAAAGUGUAUUCAUCCUCUUCUAGAUUUGACUUUAAUGAAAUCGAGCAAUUCGAUAGUUUGAUUGAACAGUAAUUAACCAUUCUGUUUGCCUACAGAAGAUGUUUGAAUCAAGAAUAAAGAUUGGCAUUGGAACAAAACAUGAUAUCAUGUGAUAAUACUCUAUUGAAACUCUUUAGGGAUUUCCUUAGAUAGAGAGAUCAGAGGAUAUUCAUCCAGAAGUUAUCAGAUUUUGCAAAUAGUCAAAUUGAAAAGCAAAAAGACAAUUAAUCUAUGGAUCCUUACAUGAAAAAGAUCGACUAAAAUAAUUAACAUAAAGAUUUAAUAAAAGACAUCUGUGCUAAAUUCUUAAAGUCAAAGGUCAAAUAAAUUGAUCUUUUGAUGGAUGCGAUUGACAAGGAUAAUAUUAUGCUGAAGUCUUCAUUGGAAGUCUACGAUUACAAUUUAGAUAAAUAAGAUUUAGUAGAAAAUAUCCAGUUAAUCUAUAAUUACAUCCUAAAAUCUAAUGUGAAAAGUAUAUUGAAAGCAAACUUAAUUGAAUUAGGAAGAUCAAAAACUGAUUUAACCUACUUGUUAAGAAAUAUUAAUCAAGAUGAGCCAAUUCUUAAAGGAGCGUUUGAAUUGUAUUUCUAAACCAAAGAUGAAGCAGAACUAAAGGAUACUAUUAGUCGAAUACUCAAAUUUAGCAAUAUUUGA